Molecule: messenger RNA, 1832 nt
Organism: Sipha flava (yellow sugarcane aphid)
Lineage: Eukaryota; Metazoa; Arthropoda; Insecta; Hemiptera; Aphididae
Product: general transcription factor II-I repeat domain-containing protein 2-like
Exons: 2
Coding region: 509-1747 (412 amino acids)
Source: RefSeq, a predicted model, not a curated record
UCUAUUGAUACUUGAAUAAUUAAUUAAAUAUAAGGUAAAAUGUAAUGUGAAUAUAAGGAUGGGAUGUAUACAAUAGACCAGGGGUCACCAAAUGACGGCCCGCGGGCCGCAUCCGGCCCGCGAAUGCAUUUUAACCGGCCCGCAGACUGAGAAAAAAUCCAAUAAUUUAAUACGUAUUUAUUAUCAAGCGAGACUGUUGCAGUUGAAAUGUUGCAGGUAAUUUCUUAUCUUUGUACAUUAUUACUGCAUUAUUAGGUUUUUUCGGAUGCAACAAAUAUUAUACUAGCUGUGAAAAAUAUCUUAUCUGUUUUAUUAUUUAUUUGAAAUUUUAUUACGACAAGUCGACAACUCGUUAAGUCACAUAUAUUAAUAUACGUACAACACAUCAGUCCGUCAGUUAUCGGUGAGACGGUGGUGUCCGCUGUGACGUAAUUUUUGUUCGUCCGUUCCGUUUUAUUUAUUAAUUUUCGUAAUUAAAUAAUAUAUUAUUCUUUGUUUUAACUUGACUAUGGAUAGAAAAAGAAGAAAAAUAGAAAAUGAAAAUAGACAGUUUUGUCCUGAAUGGAUGGACUUAUAUUGUUUUAUUUUACCAGAUAGAGUAGGUGCCUUACCUGUUUGUUUGAUUUGUAAUCAAACAGUGGCUGUUAUGAAAGUAUUUAAUAUCAAACGUCAUUAUGAGACACACAAGUCAUUUGCCGAAAAAUUCCCAUUGGGUACUGGCCUUCGUAAAACAAAAAUUGAAAAUCUAAAAAUGAAAUAUAAAUCGACAACUCAAAUUUUGAGCCAAGCUAUGACUGAACAACAGAAAUGUGCACAGGCAUCUUUACAAAUUUCGUGGAUACUCGGUAAACAUAUGAAGCCAUUUACAGAUGCUGAUAUUGUUAAAGAAUGUAUGCUUCAAUCUGUAAAUGUUCUGUUUGGAAAUAAAAAGGAAAUUGUCGAAACUUUUCGUCAUAUCCCAAUAUCAGCAUCCACUAACACAAGAAAUACUGAAGUACUGGCCAAAAAUAAUCACAAUCAGUUGAAACAAGAUCUAUCUACUGCUGAUUUUUAUUCUAUAGCCUUGGAUGAAUCAAGUGAUAUAACAGAUACAUCUCAGCUAAUAAUUCACGUGAGAUACUUGAGCAAUAUCAGUGGGACAUUUUACGAAGAGUUAUUGACACUUUUGCCGUUAUCAGGGACCAGCAAAGGAAAUGAUUUGUACAAUGCUGUAGUAUUGUAUUUUGAAACAGAAAAUUUAAAUUUAAAUAAAAUUAUUUCUGUUACAACCGACGGUGCACCAGCGAUGAUUGGCGCUCAUCAAGGCUUUGUUCAAAGAUUAAGAAAUUACCCUAAAUGCAACUCUGAUCUUUUAUCGUACCAUUGUAUCAUUCAUCAAAGCGUCCUUUGCUGCAAACUGGAUCCGUGUUUGGAAAAAAUUAUGAAAACAGUAAUGAGUAUUGUUAAUUUUAUACGUGCAAAAUCUUCACUCCAGCACAGACUAUUUAAGGCACUUCUUCAAGAAAAUGAUACUCAGUUUGACGAUUUAUUACUUCAUAAUAGUGUGAGAUGGCUGAGCAAAGGAAAUGUUUUGCAAAGGUUUUUUAACUUACUGAAUGAAAUUGAACUAUUUUUAAUUCAGAGUACAUAUUUGUCUGCCAAAGACUAUCACGAAUUUAUCAGUGAUAACAGUAACAUAGCAACUAUUGCGUUUUUGACAGAUAUAUUUCAACACAUAAAUUCGUUCAACUUGAAACUUCAAGCCUGAUGGUGAAUGGAUUAACGAAGCAGAAAACGUUUUCAAAUGCAACAGAGCACAUCUUCAAAUGGAAAUAAUUAAAUUUCAAUCAGAU